AUGGAGCUACAGUAUAGUGACUACAUACCAAGAGCUUGUGUUACUAUAGUAACUGUGCCUUGCAGGUGGUCAGUCCCCAUGAUGAUGUCAAUCACUCACAGAGGAACAGGAAUCGGGCUCAGUGCAGGUAUUUCCGCUUUUGCGGCAGCGGCGCUGGUGUUGCCGGGCAGUUUUCCCUACUACCUGGACCUGGUCCACUCGCUGUCUUUCGGUCCAGCCCUCAUCACUGCUGGAAAAUUUGCUUUGUCUUUCCCAGUGGCUUAUCAUACUUUCAACGGUAUUCGUCACCUGGUAAGAACACACAACAACCACCUCCAACCACCUGUGGCCACUUAUUAUUGAUUUUAUUGAUAUACACUAA
Trichomycterus rosablanca is the source of this 361-nucleotide messenger RNA. Its product is annotated as succinate dehydrogenase cytochrome b560 subunit, mitochondrial-like. Gene Ontology annotation, cellular component: membrane. The transcript has 3 exons. The coding region runs from base 1 to 342 and encodes 113 amino acids. NCBI's taxonomy places the organism in Eukaryota, Metazoa, Chordata, Actinopteri, Siluriformes, Trichomycteridae. The record is from RefSeq and is a predicted model, not a curated record. Gene Ontology annotation, biological process: tricarboxylic acid cycle; mitochondrial electron transport, succinate to ubiquinone. Gene Ontology annotation, molecular function: electron transfer activity; oxidoreductase activity, acting on the CH-CH group of donors.